CUCACAAGCUCGUCUCUUAACCAAAAAGAGGAACAAGGGGAUUCUCAGCGUCGGUUUCCAGUAAUCAUCAGAAUACACCCAUAAAGAUGGACAAACAGACUAUAUAAUAGGCCCUAAUCCCCAGCCACGUAUGUCAAUCUUGCAUUGGGUCUAGCAUCAUCAGCUUCGACCGACUCAAUUUAUCCGAGUUUACUCGAUUUUACACGAAUACUCCACCCCGAAAUCUCGUUAACCCACGAUGGCUUCGAAUGUCCUGUCUAUUCCGGAUGAGAUCCUAGCCUGGCACAUGCGGCUGCAGCAUUGGUUCCCGAAAGAAGAGGGGUACGAGGUCAGCAGCGUCUUGAGCAGCGACGGGCUCGGCGCCGCCUUUCACUCAAUCACGGUCCACCUACAGAUUCCCGAGAAGGACAUCGACCACAAGUUCCUGGCCCUCGUGCUGGGCGAGUGUGGUUGGGACGGCGACCAUAUGGACCAUGACGGUACGGUGCUGGACGAUCGGAUCAACUACCACUCUGACCACAUGCUCGCCACACUUCCCUAUGGCAGUCCCUUCGCUUGUGGGGUCGUUUGGCAUAACGCUAUCACCCUUCUCCGGUAUAAGCCGGAGAAGCAUAAGUACGCUCGGUGCACCGCUCACGGCCAGAAUAUUCUGGACGUGAAAUAUGAAGCCGGAACCAUAGACAGUUGGUUCCACCGGUUGAAGAAGAAAUGGAGGCCCGAGACCAUCCCGAAAGGAAGAAGCGGAUUCGACACCUCGCGACUUCGAUCCCACUCGUAUUCCCCAGAUUACUAUUAGGUAUGAGUAUCACGAAUAGCACGAUAGCGCAGGAUAUUUGCUGACGCAGUGACAAGUAAAUCCCCACCAGAGUCGAUGAUCUUGUCGCUCUACGUAGAGAAAGAAGUCGAUAAUUCGCAAUGAACAUAUUGUAUGUUGCUGUCUGGGUGUAUGAGCUUGUUUUGCAUUGGCUUGUCCA
This is a messenger RNA of Aspergillus japonicus CBS 114.51, 974 nucleotides long. RefSeq lists its product as uncharacterized. Lineage: Eukaryota; Fungi; Ascomycota; Eurotiomycetes; Eurotiales; Aspergillaceae. The coding region runs from base 239 to 796 and encodes 185 amino acids. The record is from RefSeq and is a predicted model, not a curated record. The transcript has a single exon.